CAGCCUAGAAAAAUAACCCUUUUUUCCUCCUUUUUUCCAAUGACAGCAACAAAAAGGAUAAUACAGCGAAAGCCUUCAGCAUCUCUCCAUUUGCUUUCGGAUCAAGCUUCUCUGAUCGCUUCUGCGUCACUAUUUCUUCUGAAACAAUAGCAAUGCAGCGUACAAAUUUGUGCCAAACAUCUACAGUUAACGUUUCCGCCUGAAUCACCACUGAAAAGCGCAAUCGAGAAAUUCUUUUUGGAUAGGAUCAGAUCAGCAAAUUCAGAAGCAGCAGCAGCAGCGUGCACUUGACCACGAACAAGAAAAGAAAAUUCCAUUCCGUUACGCGCGCAAAAAUUAACUAAUGCCCCUCCCAGAUCGCGUCCGCCAUGGUGCAGCAGUUAUUGCAGGCGACGUAGCUGCAGAGUGGCAAGUAAUAUAUUCCCCCUGUAUAUGCAUUGCAUUGCACCGCACUGCACGUCCCAUCUACACAGUUGCAAGCAAGAUCGAUCGCUCGCUCGCACAUGGCGGCGCGAGCGGAUCGCCGGUUGCGAGCUCGCGGUGGUCUAGUGGAUUAGUGUGGAGGAGGAGAAGAGGAGAGGAGAGAUCAUGGGCAGGGCGGGUAGGUGGCUGCGAAGCUUCUUGCCGGGGAAGAAGGACAGGGCGAGGGCGCCGGCGCCGGAGAAGGAGCAGGCGGUGGCGGUGGUGACGACGCCGGGGGCGAAGGAGAAGAGGCGGUGGAGCUUCCGGAGGCCGGCGGUGAAGGAUGGUGGUGGUGGUUUCUUGGAGCCGCGGGUGGACCCCGACCAGCACGCCGUCGCGGUGGCCAUAGCCACGGCGGCGGCGGCGGAGGCGGCGGUGGCGGCCAAGCAGGCGGCGGCGGCCGUAGUCCGGCUCGCCGGGUCGUCGAGGCGGGGCGUCGUCGUCGUCGGCAUUGAGGAGGCGGCGGCGAUCAAGAUCCAGUGCGUCUUCAGGUCCUACCUGGCGAGGAAGGCGCUGUGCGCGCUGAGGGGGCUCGUGAAGCUGCAGGCGCUGGUGCGCGGCCACCUCGUGCGGCGGCAGGCGAGCAACACGCUCCGCUGCAUGCAGGCGCUCGUCGCCGCCCAGCACCGGGCGCGCGCCGCGCGCCUCCGCCUCCUCGACGACGACAAGGAGAAGCCUCUCCUCCACACCCCGAGGAUGAUGCCCACCCGCCGCUCGCCGCACCACCCCCGCUUCCGUCAUCAGCAGCAGCAACAGGAGGCGGAGGAGAACGUGAAGAUCGUGGAGGUGGACACCGGAUUUGGCGGCGGCGGCGGCAGCGGCGAGGCGCACUGCACGCCGAGGACGUCGUCCCGGCGGAGCAGCUGCUACGCGACGCCGCUGUGCCGCACGCCGUCCAAGGUGGAGCUGUACCAGAAGGUGUCGCCGACGCCGUCGGCGCUGACGGACGCCAGCGCGCGGACGUACAGCGGCCGGUACGACGACUUCUCCUUCUCCACGGCGCGGAACAGCCCGUGGCACCACCACCACGCCUCCGACGCGCCGUGCAAGCCGCAUCACCCGCACCACGGCAACGGCGACCACCCGCUCUUCUUCCCCAACUACAUGGCGAACACGGAGUCGUCGCGCGCCAAGGCGCGGUCGCAGAGCGCGCCGCGGCAGCGCGCGUCGGUGUCGUCGUCCGCCAGCGAGGCGUCGUCGGUGCGGUGGGAGAGGCAGGCGAGCGCCCGGCGCAGGGCGUCGCUGGAGGCGCAGGCGGCGUCGGCGCCACCCAACAAGUGCGGCGCCGCCAUGAUGGCGCGCGUGCAGCGGUGCCCGUCGCAGGCGAGCGCGCCGGCGUCGUGCCCGUGGGGGUCGAGGCUGCCGGACCACGACAGCGAGUGCGGGUCGACGAGCACCGUGCUCACCGCCGCCACCACCACCUACUGCUGGUCGCUCGCCACCGACAACGCCGCCGCCGCCAUGGCAUGAUCAACUCAACUUGCUACUGACAUUGCCCACGGUAGAAGAAGCUACUCCUAAGCUUUUGGAACUCUUGUCCGUCCCUUUUCGUGUGCAAAUCUUUCUAGGGAUCAGAAUCAGAUGACACACUGGGGGUUUGUGCUGUGCUUGCCAAAGGUGUGAUUUUGUUACUGUUGUGUUCAGCUGUAAUUGUGCGUGUCAUCUCCUAAUUAAAUCUGUCAGGUUGUGGUCACUGCAAACCGAACUGUUGAAAGCAACAGGAAGAAGAAGUUUCAGUGUCUUGUUGCUGCUGAGUAAGCGAAUUCUGCAGCUUUUUGUUGACACUAGCAAUGUACUAUUCCUAAUCUGCAUGAACAAAUUCAUUUUCCUUUU
This is a messenger RNA of Oryza sativa Japonica Group (Japanese rice), 2295 nucleotides long. Its product is annotated as protein IQ-DOMAIN 19. Lineage: Eukaryota; Viridiplantae; Streptophyta; Magnoliopsida; Poales; Poaceae. Gene Ontology annotation, molecular function: protein binding. The record is from RefSeq and is a predicted model, not a curated record.